CGGUCAUGUGAUCAGCUGUAUCCAAUCACAGCUGAUCGCAUGGGACAUGUACACUGAUCAUCAGGGCACUGAUGAUCAGUGUGCCCUGGUGAUCAGUGUAGCCCCCAGCAGCGCCACCUGUCAGUGUCCAUCAAUGCCAGCUGUCAGUGAUCAUCAAUGCCACCUACCAGUGCUUAUCAGUGCCUCAUCAAUGCCACAUAUCAGUGCCUACCACUGCAUAUCAAUGCCACAUAUCAGUACCCAUCUGAGCUGCCUUUCAGUGUCACCUAUCAGUGCCAGUUAGUGCCGCCUAUCAGUGCCCAUCAGUGCUGCCUAUCAGUGCCACCUUACAGUG
Messenger RNA from Staurois parvus, 334 nucleotides. The record is from the annotation of a GenBank genome assembly. NCBI's taxonomy places the organism in Eukaryota, Metazoa, Chordata, Amphibia, Anura, Ranidae.